AUGGCCAUGCAGGCUGUAGUAUCCGAUCCAACAGUCGGCAUCAAGUCGUCUGUAUCCGUACAGGACUACUUACAGAUGGCCAUGAGACAAGGAAAUAGGAGGACAAAGGCAAUCAACGUGGACCAAGGGACACACACUACACUGCAUGGCCGCCAACCGACUAAGGUACAAAGACGGAGUCGUGUCAGCUGCCUUGCGUCUUUGAUAUUAAGUGCGUUAAUCGAUCAGGCCAGAACCCGUUUCAGGCAUGCGUAG
This is a messenger RNA of Colletotrichum destructivum, 255 nucleotides long. RefSeq lists its product as uncharacterized. The transcript is spliced from 2 exons. NCBI's taxonomy places the organism in Eukaryota, Fungi, Ascomycota, Sordariomycetes, Glomerellales, Glomerellaceae. The record is from RefSeq and is a predicted model, not a curated record. The coding region runs from base 1 to 255 and encodes 84 amino acids.